This is a messenger RNA of Rhinichthys klamathensis goyatoka, 6146 nucleotides long. It is a transcript of the gene acin1a, whose product is annotated as apoptotic chromatin condensation inducer 1a. Lineage: Eukaryota; Metazoa; Chordata; Actinopteri; Cypriniformes; Leuciscidae. The coding region runs from base 68 to 5506 and encodes 1812 amino acids. The record is from RefSeq and is a predicted model, not a curated record. The transcript has 18 exons. Gene Ontology annotation, molecular function: nucleic acid binding.
CGCGCUGACGUCGGUGAGGAAGGCGUUGCGGUCCGCGCGAGCUACAGAACGAGCGAGGGGAAUCAAGAUGGCGGACCUCGAAGACGUUACUCUGGACGGGAGGCCGCUCCAUUCGCUCCGGGUAGCGGAUUUGAAAGCGGCAUUGGAAGAGAGAGGGCUUCCGAAAAGCGGACAGAAGAAUGCUCUCAUCAAGAGGCUCAAAGGGGCUCUUAUGUUGGAGAACCUUCAGAAAACCUCCACUCAUCACAUUGGCCUGCAGCCUAACUCCCGGAUUGGGGAGGAAAUGAGUCAGAACAGCUUCAUUAAACAGUACCUGGCCAAACAGCAAGAGCUUCUCAGGCAGCGAUUGGAGAGAGAGGCACGAGAGGCAGCUGAAACUGAUGGAACAGACCAUGAAGACCACACAGAGGCCAAUGACAGUAUCUGUACUGCCCCUAACCAGGAGGUUGCUCCCUCCUUAGUCGACCAACACAAAGGAGGUACAGCAGUUGGGGUGACUGCAAGUGAGAGUGAAGAGCUCAAAGAAAAAGAAACACCCGGGCAGCCGUCCCCCUCCGCACCUGCCCAGCCUGGCGCAAUAGCUUCUUUGUCGGUGCGGGUUGUUGGUGAAAGAGGACCGACUUCAAGCCAUGUAAUGGCUGAUAGUGAUGAUGACAGUGAAGGUGGGGAUGACAAUGAUGGCGAAGAGGAAGAGUGGAACGUCAAAGCUCCACGGAGUCGUCGAGCACAGCCUCCAAAAAGCCAACCGGUGAGGGAAAGAUCUGGUGGCUCGCAGCAACAGCAGCAGCAGCCACCCCCCCAACAUAUACCUUUACUUUCACAGCAGCUCAGACAGCCCACUCCUCCCCCAUCUCCUCCUCCUGAACUCUCUUUCCCACUCCCAGACACCCCUAAACAGAGCCCCCCUAGUCCUGGAGAGCCCCCGUCUAGGCAGCGCAUAUCUAGCUCUUCGAGCUCUGGUAGUUCCAGUAGUGACAGUCGUAGCAGUAGCCCUGAACCAGCAGGGGACUCCACAGAACGCAGACCAGGCCCAUUGACCUUACUGGCACGCAAAAUGGAGUCUGAGGGAGCUUUCUCUGGGGCGGGAAAGCGUGAUAGGGAGGGAAUUGAUGGACAGAGAAGCCACCAAGAGGGAGUUGUGUCCGCAAUUACCCACACAGCUAAUGCAGCGUCAGUUCUGUCAUACCCUAGUUCAGUGAUCUCCAACCAAGGUGUUAGUGUUGUUAGGACAACAGUGACGGAGGAGAGUGAUGGCACGAAGCGGGAUGAGGGUAGUCAUCUUUUAUGGGAGCAAGAAAACAAAAAGAGGGAAAGGCAAGGGAAACAAGGAAGGCUGAAAGCCCUGGAGAAGGAGAGAGAGGAAAGGGAGAAGGUAUUGGAACAAGAGCGAGCACGAGUUUUGGAACGGGAAAGACUGGAACGAGAAGAAGGUCUGAAACAGGAGAGGGAGAGGGCUUUACAGCGAGAAAGGGAAGAGAAAGAAAAGGCCUUACAGCAGGAGAGAGAAGAACGAGAGAAGCAAGAAAAGGAGAGACUAGAGAGAGAGAGGCAGGAAGCUUUAGAGCAAGAGAGAUUGGAGAAAGAGAGGCUUGAGAAAGAAAGACAAGAACGAGAACAAGCCUUAGAGAGGGAGAGACUCGAGAAAGAGAGACAACAACAAGCUCUAGAGAAGGAGAGAUUGGAGAGAGAGCGGCUUGAGAAGGAAAGACAAGAACGAGAACAAGCUCUAGAGAGGGAGAGAUUGGAGAGAGAGCGGCUUGAGAAGGAAAGACAAGAACGAGAACAAGCUCUAGAGAGGGAGAGAUUGGAGAGAGAGCGGCUUGAGAAGGAAAGACGAGAACAAGCUCUAGAGAGGGAGAGAUUGGAGAGAGAGCGGCUUGAAAAGGAAAGACAAGAACGAGAACAAGCUCUAGAGAGGGAGAGAUUGGAGAGAGAGCGGCUUGAGAAGGAAAGACAAGAACGAGAACAAGCUCUAGAGAGGGAGAAAUUGGAGAGAGAGCGGCUUGAGAAGGAAAGACAAGAACGAGAAAAAGCUCUAGAGAGGGAGAGAUUGGAGAGAGAGCGGCUUGAAAAGGAAAGACAAGAACGAGAACGAGCUCUAGAGAGGGAAAGAUUGGAGAGAGAGCGGCUUGAGAAGGAAAAACAAGAGCGAGAACAAGCUCUAGAGAGGGAGAGAUUGGAGAGAGAGCGGCUUGAGAAGGAAAGACAAAAACGAGAACAAGCCUUAGAGAGGGAAAGAUUGGAGAGAGAGCAGCUUGAGAAGGAAAGACAAGAACGAGAACAAGCCUUAGAGAGGGAGAGACUCGAGAAAGAGAGACAAGAACGAGAACAAGCUCUAGAGAGGGAGAGAUUGGAGAGGGAGCGUCUUGAGAAGGAAAGACAAGACCGAGAACAAGCUCUAGAGAGGGAGAGAUUGGAGAGGGAGCGGCUUGAGAAGAAAAGGGAAGAACGAGAGCAAGCUUUGGAACGAGAAAGACAGGAAAGAGAAAAGGCUCUUGAGAAGGAGAGGCAGGAGAAAGAAAGGCAAGAAAGAGAGCAAGCUUUAGAAAGAGAGAGACUGGAAAGAGACGCUGCUUUGGAGAAAGAGAGACAAGAAAUUGAGAGGGCCAAAGAACAAGAAAGGCUGGAGAGAGAGAGGGCUUUGGAAAGAGAAAAAAACGAAAGAGAAGCUGCUCUGGAACGCAAGAGGCAGGAGCGAGAAAGACUUGAAAAGGAGAAAGCUUUGGAGGAAGAGCAUGAAAGAGAAGUGCAGAGAAAAGCAGAGCAAGAGCGAGCAUUGAAAAAACAGAGAGAGGAGCAGGAGACUGCUUUAAAAGAAGAGAAGCAGAGAGCCUUGGAGGAGAGGGAAAGACUUUUGGAGCAAAAAAGAGUGCAGGAGGAGAAAGAAAAGGCUUUGAAACACGAAAAAAAGGAGGAACAAGAGAAAGAAAGUCGUCUUCCUCCAUGGAAGCGUGGUCGUGAUAUCGGUGGUUUCUCGAGUCCAUCGGAGAAGCCAGAUGAAAGUAAGGCUGGGGAACCACAAAGCGCCGGCAAAGAUACUCAAUCUUCAGAGUCUGACCCACAACAGUCACCCACACUUGCAACACCACCAUCCCCUCAAUCUUCUUCCAAGAAGUCCCGCUUCCUUAGAGAUGCCCCUGUGACAGUUCCUCUCCCAUGCUCGCCAACGUCCGUGCUGAAGAGACCUCGUACUUUCUCAGACAGCCCGAUGUCACAAGCCCCCGCAAUUCCAUUAGCAUCUAAACCUGAGGAACUGGUGCAAGAAGAUGCCCAGCCCCCUCAAACAUCAGUCCUUGUUGCAGCACCCCAUGAGCUUGAGAGCAAGACCCCCAAGGUGGCCACCCAACAACAUGCACCACAAGAGGAAGAGAUGGAGACAUCAAAGAACAGCGUGGCAAGCAAAGACACUAAACAUGAGAUGUUCAGAAGAACCGAGGAUGAGAAGAAAAGAGGAAGGGAAAGGGUAAAGGAGGUGGAGAAAAAAGAAAGGAAAUCAUCAUCAUCUAGCGAUUCCUCUUCAUCCGACUCAGAUUCUGGGUCUUCAUCCUCCUCGCGCUCCUCCAGUUCAUCAUCAUCAUCAGAGGAGGAGAAAAGUCGUUCCACUUCAGGUGGUAGGAGGUCUAAACAGGCCCAGAAAGAUUCUUCAUCUCAGCCCACAGAAAAAGUUGGUCAAACUGUGAAUGAAAAGCUUCCUACAUCCCAGCGCAAAAAACGAGUCUUCUCAGAGCAGGAGGAGAAAGAUGUUUGCAAUGAGGAUGUCAUCCAAACCAAGAAACCCUGCCUUCAACAAAAAGAUGAGAAGAUGGAAACAAGAAGGAGAAAGGACAAUAUUGAGGAAGAUGACACUAACAAAGACACUACCAGAAGUGAGGUGAAGGAGGCUGUCAUGGCGGAGCCUGAGAAGGUUCCAGAGGGCAGUGAGGAGAGCACCACGCUAAAGACCUUCUCGGCCCGAAAGAUUUCUCUCGGCAGCAGCAAACCGUCUCCUGGGGUGGUGAGUUCGGAAGGGGAAGCGGAGACCGCAAGCGGUGCUAGUGCUGGCAGGAAGAGAAGAUGGGGCUCCAGUACAGCUGUCACUGCCAAGAAACCCUCCAUCAGUAUCACCACAGACUCUUUGAAGUCUUUAAUACCAGACAUCAAGCCUAGCUUGGGUCAAGAGGCUGUGUUAGACCUGCAUCCAGAGGAGAUUCAUCUCUCUGGGGAAGACGAAGGAGGAGAGAGGGGUGACCAAGAGCUGAAAAUUAGACGAACUGUAACACAGGUUGUGCCCUCUGACACACAAGAGAAUGGACAGAAAGAAACCAAAAGAAGUGAACAUGAGGAUGAGGAAGAAAGAAGUGAAGGGCGGGAUAGACUUAACCAGGAGGAAAAAAUGGAAGGCUCCAAUCAGGUUUCCAUGGAGACAGAGCCGUUGUCCCCUUGGCCAGAUGUAGAUAUGAAGACAGUCGCUCCCAGUGACACACUAAUUCGUCGUUCGAUUAGUCAGCAAAAGUCGGGAGUGAGUAUCACCAUUGAUGACCCGGUCCGCACAGCCAAACAACCCUCUCCUCCUCGUGGCAAGCUGUCUAACAUUGUCCAUGUCUGCAACCUGGUGAGGCCGUUUACCCUGGGGCAGCUGAAGGAGCUGUUGAACCGCACAGGGACUUUAGUGGAGGAAGGUUUCUGGAUUGACAAGAUAAAAUCUCACUGUUACGUCACAUACUCAAAUGCAGAAGAGGCGAUGGCCACUCGUACAGCAUUACACGGGGUUAAAUGGCCCCAGAGUAACCCAAAGUUCCUCAGUGUUGACUUCUGCAUGCAAGAGGAGGUGGACUUCCACAGGGGUUUGGGUCCAGCAGGAGAAAAGCCACCAGAGGAGCCCCGUGGGGCGGCAGCAGCUGGACCUGGCCGUCCGGUACCCCUGCCUCUCCUGCCGGAGCGUGACCAGUGGGCAGAACGAGAGAGGGAAAUGGAAAGGAGGGAGAAAUCGCGUGCAGAAAGGGAAUGGGACAGAGAUAAGGUGAGGGACUUCAGCAAACCCGGAGAGGAAGCUGGCGCCAGAAGAUCACGUUCACGAGAUCGUGAGAGGAGGCGCAAGGAAAGAGGGAAGAGCAAAGAGAGGAAAACCGAUAAGAAGGAAAAAGGACCCGAAGAGCCACCCGCUAAACUGCUGGAUGAUCUCUUCCGCAAAACCAAAGCUGCUCCAUGCAUAUACUGGCUCCCCCUCACUGAGGAGCAGGCCGCACAGAGGGUAGCGGCUCGUGCCGAGCGCAUGAGGGAAAGAGAGAAGAGGUGGAAGGAGAUGGAAGAGGAGGAUAAGAAACGUGAGGAGGAGCACCGGGAGAGGAUGAAGACCAGCGGGGCAGCCGGAGGGGACACUGAGAGAGACCGAGACAGAGGUCGAGAGAGGGAGCGAGAGGGGGACAAACGGAAGGAGGGAUAUCGCAGGCCUGGCGGAAACAGUGCAAGCGGGAGCAGGAGGUCCCGAAGCCGCAGCGGCCCUCUGCCCAGAGAUCGACGACGCUAGGAGAAGUCUGGAACAGUUCCGUUUGUAACCCCUGUUCUUGUAUGUGCUGUAACAGCUCUAUGCCUACCUUCCUGAGGACCAACUCAGACUUCAUACAAACACACACAUGCACACACACUCUGCGUAAAGACACACGGGUGCACACACACACAUUGGGACCACGGUGGUGCUGUGUCUCCAUAUAGACUCGUCUCAAUGUCUUUUGACUGGGCUUAAAGACUCCUGGUGUUCAUUUCCCCUCCUCAGUGUUAAUGGACUUCUGGUAUAAGUGGGUCGGACUGCAAGACAUUCUCCAGGUUUGGUGACGUCCUCUUUCUCCUUCAGUGUAACGUCAACACAGAUCUGAAAGAGUGAAGCUGUGUUCAGAAAGAGAUGCUCUGAAAGGCUUUAGUGUCACUUACAUUUUCCUCUUCUGUUUUCCUCACAUUCCUUGUAUCCUUUUUCCCUUCUAUUGUCUGCCUUUUAUGACACCUUUGUUUUUACCAGGUUGCCAUGGAUAAUGGGAUGCAUAUUUAACCUUUUCACAUUUGGUUUUUAAAUUUUUUAUUGUUUUAGCAUAAAGCUUAAUUUUGUUUUCUUUUAAUUUUUUGUUUACUCCUGUAAGUGCUGAAUGUACAAAUAAUAAAAAGGUUACAUCUAA